AUGUCAUCGUCCGAACUCGGUCGCCCACGCAAUCUUUUCGAUACACUGCGGAUAUUAGUAAAAUCCGAGAAAGAUGAUACUAUUUUAUGUACUGAAAAUGCUUCAUAUAAUAAUAACAACCGUGGUAUUCCAUUACUAAUCAAGCCUGAGGCGAACGAUUUGUUGACAUCUAAUGUACAAUCUGAUGAUCAAACUGACAACAGCAGCAAUGAAACCGUUAGUUCUAUACCGAUUCAUGAUGGUAUUCAUGUUGAUAACUUUUCAAAUCAUGGAACAAGUAUUUACAAAGCCAUCUCAUCUGUCAAGAAUGAUAUUCAGACCCCACCAUAUCCUUCUCCAGGCCCUUCACAGACAGUAUGUAUAUCAAAUGUAAUUGGUGCUAGUGCUGAUUUUACGAAUCCUAAGUAUAAAUCGUCAGCUACUCUAAGCACUUCCUCAACUCAAAAUAGCUGUUUUAGUGAUAGUUCUGUAAACCAUACCUCUGAUUCACAAGUUUCUGAUUUCCAUGCAAUAAAUGCUUCGUCUAGAAGUAUGACCAUUAUUCAAGAAACGCAUCACAGUACUCAUCAUUUUCCUUCAGUUACUCGAAUUCUGUCAACUGAUGGUCUUAGCGAGCUGUAUAAUGAUGAUCCUGUUUUGCAAGAGUAUAUUCAUAAGAAAUGUACGCUACUAAGAUACCCUGUUCAGUUGGCUUUGGCAAUGUCGAAGUUGUGUUCACCAUCAAACUUGUUCACAUCAGGCAAACAAACUAAUCCCUCGGAUCAUAAUCAGAGUUCAUCUCAUAGCCUUUCUGAUCAUGGUUACAUGGAAAUAGAUGCUAGCCACUUUACCCUAAACCCAUCUGCAAUACUUGCUAAAAACGAUUCUGUACCGAUAAGUAACAUGUACCGGCCCCGAACAAAGGCUCAGUUACGUCACCUAAAUGUUAACAAACCAAGUUACUCAUCAGAAAAAACAAAGAAUUUCACUUUACAGUCCAAAAACAAAAUCUCACAAUCAAAGGAAUCUCAACAGCAUACACUAGUUACGAAUGAAUCAGAUGUGAUUGAAAUUAUGUCCGAUGAAGAGGAAAAAUGUGGUCCAUCCGAAUCAUAUUGUAAGGGUCUUCGUGUUCCUAAAAGCAAUCAACUUAAUCGCCGAUCUCAUCAAUUUUGUAAGGAUCCACGCAAAACAACCAAAUUGUCUACACCAUACAGGUCCCAAGUUGCCCCUAACUAUAAAUGGAAAUUACGCUCAAUGGAAGAUUCUGUUGGACUCCGAUUAGUCUCAUCACUUGAUUUUGAUAGAGAUCCAGAAGCAAAAUUCUCACAGACUCCACAGUGGGUUUAUACUUACACAUCAAAAUAUGAAAAGGGUGAAACAAAAACUCAUUUGUUACUUGGAGAUGUUUUACGAAUUUUGUAUUUAUUACUGGUUCAUUGUAAAAACCAAUUAGUUCUAAGAAAUGUUUUAAAACAUUGUCGACAUUAUUGUCGUAGAAUACCUUUAGGUGAUAUCCAUAUUUGUACAUCAACUGGUUUAUCGCCGUUAAGAUCGAUUUCUUUACCACAUUAUUCAUGUACUGUUUCAAAAUCUACUCCACUAUUUAUUGUACACUGGCAUUCUGAUAAUAUUUUAAAAGAAAUAUUAUCUAUUACAUAUAAUUGUUUAUUAUCACAUGAAACUUGGUACGACUGUUGUCCAAAGAUGUUGCUGCAUACAUUAUCAUACUUAAUUUUUAAACCGGAUGCAAAAAAACGUAUUUUAAACUUUUCAAAAACCUUCUCUGUUAAAUCUAGACAAAUGUCUAAUGCGUUUUCAUUGUUACCAAUGUUACAAACGAAUCAGAACGAUUCUACGAAUAAUUUAUCACUUAAUAACCUACAUGGUAGCUAUCAUGAUAUGGAAUUGUAUACAAAGUUAUUUAAUUGUCUUCCAAAAUCACUUACAACUAUAUUAAAAACAAAUGUUGGUUUACCUGUUUAUCAUAUUGCAGCAUUUGGAUUGCUUAUCAAUUCUUUUCAUAAUACUUGCAUUCGUGUUUUCACUGAUUCCAAGCCAAAUAUGCAUUAUAAUUUCAAUGUCCAAGUGAAUGAAAAGAUAUUCAUUAAUUUGUUUAUUAUCAUGAAACAUUUACAUCAAGCUGUAUCUGUUUGUUUGGGCAGAUUACGUGAUUCUUAUGCAUCGCUUAUGUCAGCUGGUGCCUGUUUGAAAGCAAGAUAUGAACUUUCAAAAACCCAUUGUAAUGAAACUGAGCAACUGUCUUAUUUACGUAUUGCUCGAGGUCGCGCACGUCUUUUCGAAUCAGAAGCUGUUGCUGGAGACAAUAUUGGUCGCAUAUUUAAUGAAGAGGUUAAUCCUCAUAUUCAUAAUCUGAUAAACCUGUUGGAGCGAAUAUACAGUAGUUUACGUCUUUUAACUGGAAAUACAUUCUUAUUUGGUCCGUUUUACAAUCACAACAUUAUGUCUUGUGAUGAAGAAAAACUGGCUUUACUAAAUUCCAAGCAAUGGGUCAUUGAUUCGCUUAAAUAUAUGGAAAAAUUAGUUCAUUUGGCUGCUCCUAUACCAAAGUUUAACUUUUCAGUCUUCAUCGAAACAUCUUUUCGUUUACUGGACUAUCUCACUAGUGAUGUAACUAGACAUCUUCAUUCAGUUAGUGACAAAGUGUUAUAUUUCAAGAGUCAACUAUCACAGACCUAUACAUCCAUUACGAACUCUUGGAUUCCAGCUUACAAAGGCUUAUCCACUGAAGUUAAUUCACGUGCCGAUAUUGACUUAACAUACUUUUUUUCGUCACUGCAAAGUCAAUAUGAUGUAAUUGAGUUUUGGACUCGACGUCAGCAUGAAACAGAAUUAAGGUAUAUUGCUAAAGAAAUGAUGAACCUUCUCAAGACACUUGCUAAAUGCUGUAACUGUCAGUUACUACACAAAAAUUUAAAGUUGCCAUGCUCUAUUCUAAGUAUUCCGUAUGGUUCCAAAAAUAAUUCAUCUCAUUCUCUUCCAAAGGAACCUACUAUAAUUCCGCUAUCAUCUUGGCCACCAGUUCAUCCGAGUUUUAUUCCCACUCAACAUAUAGUCCAAAAAAGCUCGCAGGUACUCACCAAUCAAGACGUUUCUUCUCUCGCCAGUGAUUCACAGGAGUUUGUCUAUUCAAAGCUGACAUUUUCACAUGAUACUUCUGCUAGAGUGUCUAGUUCUAACCUUAACACAGAACUCUCUACCACAGUUAAUAUUAAUAUCCAUAAAUCUGACGCAUGUAAUUUGUACCCGAACAAUAACUUUGUUUGUGAAACGCUGUCUAGUGAUCGAAUCAAUAUUGCUUCAGAUCCAAGUGUUAAAUCACCUGAACCGCGCCUUGUCAGUUGUCAAUCACCUAGCUGUGUUCCUGAUGUGUCUAUUCCCACCCCUGAUAAUCUUCGUCCAGCCGAUAGCACUACUAGAAAUUCAACUUAUCAUCCGGUUCUAAAACACAACUCAAAUUCCUUGAACACAGACACUAAAGAAACUAGUUACCAUAAUAUAACCUCUUUUGUUAACACAAACAGUCCUUUAAUUACUGAUGUCAGUAAAAUUAGGCUUGAUGUUGAUUUAAUAGACAUGGAUGAAAAAUCGUCUAGAGAAGCAGACGUAGUGAAAUCAUGUGAUCAAAAUGUGUGUAAACCCUACAAAAAUCAUCCUGCAUUCGUUAUCAACAAUAAUGAAUCUGAAAAUGAUACUCAUUCUGUUGAUGGUGGACGUUGUAAUGUUCAUAGUAAAACUAAUGUUGAUCAAGAUCAUCAGAUCACAAUCCCUCAAAAUAAUGAUCCAUUAGUUCAGAACAGUGUGCAAACAUCACUUACACCAACUUUAGAGAACGCGAUAGUAUGUGAUACUAGUAAAAUCGAGAAUGAAUGUUCAGAUCAGUCUUCAGUUGUAAUAAAUCAUUUAACCACAUUACCAGAGGUUGCACAUGUAGACAUUUCAAACUCAUUACAUUUAUCGACUUCGUUACAAGACACUUGUAAUGAGCAUGUUAAGAUACCCCAGUGUACGUCUCCAUCCAUUUCUGAUAAAGAUAUAAUCACUGGAAAUAGCACUUUUAUUGCUUCCCUCAAUGAUAUUGAAAUGUUAAACUCAAAGUUUAGUGUAUCUCAGCCUUCUCAAGUUAUUCAUCACAGUUCGGAUAGUUCGUUAAAUGAAAAGGCCCCCAUUUCAGGUUUGCAGCUUGAUUUAACUACUUCCUCAAACUUACGUGAGACCGUUUCUAUGAGUUCUGAAACUAUUUGUGAUCAUGAGAAAAAAAAUUCCACUUUUGGAGAUGACUUCACUGAAUCAAAUGGAUACUUAUAUCCUGCAAAUGAAAACGCCAAUAAUGUGUUCAGUAACCCAGUGGCAUCUUCUGAUAUGUGUAAAAACCAGCCGAAAGAAAAAUCGAUCAAAAAAGUAUGUAUUUAUUUACCAGACAAUGCUAUUAAUAAUUCUCCUACUGAAGAUAUUGUGUCUCAGUGUAAUAAUGAAAGGACUUACAAAGUACCAGACGAACCAGAAAAUUAUAUAACGUCCCUUGAUAGACGACGAGUUGGAAAACUUAAAAGAAGGUUGAAAAAAGUUAACCACUCAAUAUUCACAACACAAACAUCCUCUGAUAUGUCAGAUACUUCUCAAAUUACUCUUAUAACUAGCAGUGAGAAAACUUCAAAAGAUAUACAAAUAACUCACUCAGUGAAUAACAUUGAAUCUCUUGCUCCUUGGUUAAAAGAGAAAUCCUUGCGUCCAAUAGCUCCUGGUCCAGUCACAGCCUCUAUAUUAGGGCAGUCUGUUCCUGUAUUAUCUGAUAUUUCAAUUGAUCUAACUGUUGAUGAUUAA
This is a messenger RNA of Schistosoma turkestanicum, 4824 nucleotides long. The record is from the annotation of a GenBank genome assembly. NCBI's taxonomy places the organism in Eukaryota, Metazoa, Platyhelminthes, Trematoda, Strigeidida, Schistosomatidae.